UGAGCGGAUAGAAACUGUUGUACUCUCUGCCGGUGCACUGUAAAGGAAUAUAGUAAUUGUGAUGGCGGUCGAUGGGAAGCAGUUACGGCGGGGUUGCUUAGUCUAUUUCCUUGUAUGUUCUGUUGUCCUCGUUGCAUUUAUUCCAGAGUCUGCCAGCAGGCGGCAGAGGGGGCAUGUUGACAGGAGAUACCAAGGCAGAUAUGAUACUGUUUAUUCUCAGGGUCCACAUGCAUGUGAUGAGUCAAGCUGUUACCCAGCCACAGGAAACCUGCUGAUUGGAAGAGCAGACAAAAUAAAGGCUUCCUCAACCUGUGGGUUAAACCAUGUAGAACGUUAUUGUAUAGUUAGUCACCUAAAGGAAAGAAAAAAGUGUUUUUACUGUGAUUCUAGACCUUCUAGGAAAAAUGAACCACAAUUAUAUCAUGGAAUAGAGAAUAUUGUUUCUAGAAUAGGGAGAAAAUGGACUGAAUGGUGGCAAGCUGAAAAUGGAGUACAAAAUGUUACACUUCAGCUGGAUCUGGAGGCAGAAUUCCAUUUUACUCAUGUUAUUAUCACUUUUAAAACUUUUAGACCAGCAGCUAUGCUUAUUGAAAGGUCACAUGAUUUUGGACAAUCAUGGGAGGUGUACCAGUAUUUUGCAUACGACUGUCAUGAAUCUUUUCCUGGCAUUCCAACGCAACCAAGACAGAGAAUUACUGAUGUUAUAUGUGAUUCAUACUACUCUCGUGUAGAGCCAUCCACAGGAGGAGAGGUAAUUUUCAGAGUUCUUCCACCCCACAUUCCAGUUGAUGAUCCUUACAGUCCUGAAGUACAAAACUUGCUUAAGAUGACCAAUCUGAGAAUCAACUUCACAAAGCUUCAUACCCUUGGUGAUAACCUGUUGGACUCCCGAGAAGAGAUCAAAGAAAAAUACUACUAUGCUAUUUAUGAUAUGGUUGUCAGAGGGAGUUGUUCAUGUUAUGGCCAUGCUAGUAGAUGCAUAGAAGAAGGGGAACAAAUAUCAAGACCUGAUAUGGUCUUUGGAAAAUGUGAAUGCACUCAUAAUACAAAAGGACGAAACUGUGAACAAUGUGAGGACUUCUAUAAUGACCAACCAUGGAGACCUGCUGUAGGUCUGGAGACCAAUGCCUGUAAAGAAUGUAACUGCAAUGGACAUGCCACUAGAUGUCACUUUGAUCCAGCUGUGUGGGAAGUAACAGGCAGAGUAAGUGGUGGUGUGUGUGAUGAUUGUGAACAUAAUACCAUGGGUAGAAACUGUGAACAAUGUAAACCUUUCUUCUACCAGGACCCCAACUUAGAUAUCUGGGACCCUAGUAUUUGUCAAGCAUGUGACUGUGAUCCUCGUGGAUCCCUGGAAGAUGGGAUUUGUGACUCUCGAACUGAUCCUGCAGCAGGACUUGUAGCAGGUGCUUGUCACUGUAAAACAAAUGUAGAUGGUCGCCGUUGUGAUAGUUGUAAAAAUGGAUACUGGAAUUUCCAUUCUGACAAUCCAGUUGGUUGUGAACCUUGCACUUGCAACACACUUGGUACCAUUGGUAAUCAUGGUUGUAACGUCUUCACUGGAGAAUGUACUUGUAAGAGAAAUGUGGUUGGAAGAGACUGUAAUCAGUGUUUGCCAGAGCAUUGGGGAUUGAGUUCUAAUGAAGAAGGAUGUCAACCUUGUAACUGUGAUCCUGGUGGUUCUUUUGAUAACAACUGUGAUGUAGUGACUGGCCAGUGCCGUUGUAGACAUCAUUUAAGGGGGCGUAUGUGUGAUCAACCAGAAUCUGGAUUUUUUGUUGGAAACCUGGAUUAUAUGGUUUAUGAAGCAGAACUUGCUAGAGGCUGUCCUCAUUGCCAAGUUCUGGUACGUGAGCCAACUGGGGAUAGAGAAUCUACAUGGACAGGAUUAGGAUUCAUGAGAGUGCAUGAAGGAUCUGAGCUAGUGUUUGAUGUUGGAAAUGUUCCAGAAUCUUUGGAAUAUGACAUUGUCAUUAGAUAUGAACCACAGUUACCAGGAAAAUGGGAAGAGGCAAAAGUUUUGAUCAAAAGACCAGGACCAGUGGAUCCCACUGGUCUAUGUGCUAAUACCAUCCCACAGGAUGAUAUAAAAACUGUUACAUUGCCAUCAGGAGAAAGGUUUGCAGUUGUUUAUCCACCUGCCUGUCUUGAGAAAGGACUGGAUUAUAAAGUACAUAUUGAAUUUAAGCACUAUGACAAGGAAACUGACAACCCCAAAGCAACAGUGUUAGUAGAUUCAAUUGCACUUGUUCCCCGCAUCGACAGUAUUCCCUUCUUUCAAGGUACUCAACUUGAUGAAUACCGCCGCCAGGAGUUUGAACGCUUCCGUUGUGGACAAGCAUUUUUCACAGUAGUACGACCAUCUUCUCCAGAUGUUUGUAAAAAAUACCUGUAUAGUAUUGGAUUUUAUGUCUAUGGUGGAGGAAAAGAAUGCUCCUGUGACCAAACUGGAUCACUUAGUAAUAUGUGUGACCAACUAGGAGGUCAAUGUAAGUGUAAACCAAAUGUUGUGGGUCGAAGGUGUGACCGCUGUGCCCCAGGUACAUUUGGAUUUGGUCCAGCUGGUUGUAGACCUUGUGAUUGUCACAGUAUUGGGUCAUUGGACAACUUGUGUGACUCUGGAACAGGCCAAUGCAAAUGUCGACCAAAUACUUAUGGACAACAGUGUGAUGAAUGUCAGCCUGGAUACUGGAACUACCCAACCUGCCAGCGUUGUGACUGCAAUGGUCAUGCUGACACUUGUGACCCCAAAACAGGUUUUUGCAUUGAUUGUCGAGACUUUACAGCAGGUGCAAAUUGUGACAAAUGUGAAACUGGCUUUUAUGGUGACCCAAGAAUUGGGGUGGAAAUACCCUGUCGGCCUUGCCCUUGUCCUGGAACACCAGAUAGUGGAAUAUACCAUUCUAAAGGAUGUGACCUUGACCCUCGAACUGAAAAUGUUUUGUGUGCUUGUGAUCUAGGAUAUGCAGGAGAAAGAUGUGAUCGAUGUGCCAACAAUUAUUAUGGGAAUCCAAAUGCCCUUGGAGGUGAAUGUUUUAAAUGUGAAUGCAACAAUAACAUUGAUGAAACUGUACCUGGAAACUGUGAUGCUAACACAGGAGAAUGUCUACUCUGUCAGUUCAACACUGAAGGAUCCCACUGUGAGCACUGUAAACCUGGGUUUUAUGGAGAUGCAACCAGACAACAGUGCAUUGAAUGUGUUUGUAACAAACUGGGCACAGAUUCUACUGCUGGAACUUGUGAUCGGACAACAGGCCAAUGUCCAUGUCUGCCAAAUGUUUUAGGUCAAGUGUGUGAUGAAUGUGCACCCAAUCAUUGGAAACUGGCUAGUGGUGAGGGGUGUGAGGCUUGUGAUUGUGACCCAUUGGGAUCAUAUGAUCCACAAUGCAAUGAGUUUGAUGGACAGUGUCGAUGCAAAGCAGGACAUGGAGGAAGACGAUGUAAUGAAUGUGAAGCCAACUACUGGGGAAAUCCAGCUAUCCAAUGUUAUCGAUGUGAAUGUAAUCCAGAAGGGUCAGCUACACUUCAGUGUCAUAGAGACAAUGGUACAUGUGUGUGUUUGGAUGGUAUAGCUGGUGACUGGUGUGAUCAGUGUGCACGAGGUCACACUGGAAGAGCACCUUACUGUGAUCCAUGUGGAGAAUGUUUUGAUAACUGGGAUCUAAUUAUACAGGAAUUGAAAGAUCGUACUCUGAGACUGGUAGAUCAAGCUAAAAAUAUCAAAGAUACUGGAACUACGGGUGCUUACACAGAUGAGUUUUCUGAGAUGGAGAAAAAGUUAGAUGAAGUGAGAGAGAUUUUAGAUAGUGCUAAUGUGACAGGGGCAGAUAUUGAUGAACUUCAGAAGCUAAUAGAUGAAUUAAAAAUGAACCUGACAAAUAGCAAAGUUGAGCUGAAAGAUGUGGAAAACCACUUAAAAAAUACAACAGAUAGAAUUUAUGAUGCAAAUCUAGCUUUAUCAGAUCUGCGACGCAGAGCUGGAGACCUAACAUCUGAUGCAAAAGACCUCAAGGACAAUGCAACAGCUCUCCAAGAGGCUAAUGUUGAAGGUGCCUUCAAUAUAACAAAGGAUGCCCAACGAAGGUCAAGGGCUGCUGAAGGUCAGGUUAAGGAUGCAACACCUCUUAUUUAUGACUCUGAACGUCAAAGACGUCGUACAGAAAAUCUCCUAGAGCAGGCCCAAGGUGGUUAUAACAAAAGUUAUGAAGAAAAUGAAGCAGCUCUGAAUGAUAUAGCAGAUCAACUAGACAGACUGGAAGGUGGUAUCACUGAUAUCAACAAUAUGGUGUGUGAUGGAACUGGAACUGUGGACAGGUGUGACUCACUUUGUGGUGGAGCUGGCUGUGAGAAGUGUGGUGGAAUUAGCUGUGGGGAAGGAGCUGUUACUAAAGCUGAUAAUGCCCUAGAUUUAGCUAAAGAAGCUGAGAAAAUCCUCAAUCAGAAAGAAGGUGCAGCAAAAGAUUUACUUGAGAAAGUAAUAGAUGCUAAAAAUGAUGCUGACUUAGCUCUAGAAGAGGCCAAGCUAGCUUUUGCUCGUGCUCAAUCAGCCAGAAACUUCUCUGAAAAUGCAACUGGAGAUAUUGAAGAACUUUUAGACAGAAUUGAGAACUUUCUUUCUGCUCAAGGAGCUAGACCUGCAGAAAUACGAGCUUUGGCAGAAGAGUGUCUAGGCUUGAAGAUCUCCCUCCAGCCAGAACAAAUUACAGAGCUUGCACAGCAGAUUAAUCACACUAUUAAGAGUCUAACAGAUAUUGAUGCCAUUUUGAAUGCCACUGCAGAUAACUUGGCCCUUGCUAAAGGUCUCAAGGAACGAGCUGACCAAGCAAAGAUCAAUGCAGAUGGCAUAUUGGGUAAUGCCCAGUUAGUACAGCAAUUAUUAGAUGAAGCUGAAGAGGCUCAAGAGAAGGCAAAAGCAGCCAUUGAUGGAGCUAAAGGGGACAUUGGUGCUGCUGAAGUGGAUUUGGCUCAAAUUGGAAGUGAAACUGGUGCUGCACAAGAGAUAACUAACAAAUCCAUGGAGGAUGUGGAAGCCUUAAAAGAUAAGCUAGAUGACCUGAAGAAAAAGUUUGUACAGAAUGAAAUUGAUGCACAGAAAGCUACACGAGAGACUUCAGUAGCUGACAAAUUAGCUAAAAAAGCAGAAGAGAAUGCUGGAGAACUGGAUGAAAAGUACAACAAAGCUGCUGAAGAUCUAGAUGAGAAAACCCAAAAGAGUGGAUAUGCUAAAGAAAGAGCAGAAAAAUUGAAAGAACGAGCAAAGAAGUUAGCUGAAGAUGCAAACAGCAAAUUAAAGGAACUUCAAGCAAUGGAUGAUGAGUUUGGCAAGAAUGAAUACAAACUGACAGACUACUCCAAAAUCUUGGAUGAUUUAAAUCAACAGAUGAUGGACCACUUAAUGACAAUUGAAGAAAGAUCUGCUUUUUACCGUGAUUGUCAAUUAUAAAAAAAAAAGGACAAGUACAUAAAUAUUUCCUUACUCGAUGGUCAGAUUAACUGUGGUAGUUGAGAUUAAGGUAUUUGACAAUUUCAAAACCAUAGGAGACACCAGUCAACCUUUGCAUUAUGCACUGUAUAUUGCAUGUGAUGUUAGUUUUCAAGUCUAAUUUGGCUUAACAGUUUCAUUAUUUCAUAUCUGUGUAAGAAAACACCAUAAUACAUGCAGGUUAUCUCAGAGCUUUUUCUAUAGAAAGAGUUGUUUGUUUAAAUCAAAUAUUUCUGGCAAUGCUUUUUCACCCCGAGUUUAACUGUAUGUGAUUUAAAUACUGCAUUGACAUAAAACGAGUUGUAUGUUAUAAAAGAUUUGACCUACAAGGAAUACGUUUAUGUGCUUGUAAACAACUUGUAUGAAGAAAUUGCUAUCUUUGUGUAUUUCUAGAUGAUUAUGAAGUUCCUUUUCAUACAUUAUUACACAACACACUCAUAUAUCUAUGUAUACUAUUUUACUCAGUUACUAGAAAAAAAAAAGUAUUACAGAUUUUAAUAAGAAAAGAGGCUAGUAAAAAAUGUGCAAUCACUUUCCAUUUUAAAGAUUAUAUUUUUUCUUAUUAAAUGUAAUUUGUUAACUAAUGUGUGUGUGUGUGUGUGCACAUAUGUAUUGUGUGUGUGUGUGUGUGAAAAACCCUGUCCUUUUUUGAGUUCAUUGAAACUGUUUGCAUUUCCAAAUAAGAUUGCAGAAACUUUUUUCCAGUGUAUAAAAGAAUAAUUUAUCUUUGGUUUGGAAAGUACAGAGAUAAAGUGGAAUUUUUUUACUGUUAAGUUUUGCAAUUGCUUGUGUGUGAAAAGAUCAUUGAAGUUUUUCACAUAUACAGUUUGAAUUAUUCAGUGUAAAAUUUAUAUAGAAUAAUAUGAUGCUAUUUGGAUAAUAUGUAUGUUGUUCAUUAUACUUUCAUACCUACUUUUUCUAUAAAAAGAAUUUUUUUAUAAAAUGUAACAAUAACACAUGUCAUGAGAAUAGUAAUUAUGGAAAUUGCAUGAGUUAAAACAUUAUUUAAAGGCAGUAUGUAAUACUGUUUUCAUGAAGUGCAUUUCAACACUAAUGUGGGUGCAACUGUGAAUGUGCAUUGCUUAAAAGAGCAAUGUUAAGACUAUGACUUUGCAUGAAGUUUUAAGUGUUUUGAUAGAAAUAAAGUAGUAUAAAUCUUAGUCAUAAUUUCUAAUUCUGUUCAGUGCAUGUAUUCUACUGAAAAUCUGUUUUAUUGAACUAGAGAAAAUUGAAAUCCAUCUUAAAGUGUAGGUACUACCUCUUGUUAUGUGUAGGCUCAGUUUUUAAAGAGAUAAAUUUUUUAGUUCCAUGUUUCAAAGAGAUUUUAUUUAAAAUAUGACAAAGCCAAUUUUUAUUUCGCAAUAUAAAGCUUUUAAGUAAAUAUUAGUAGCUUGGUCAUUUUCAUGAAUAUUUCUGGUUACUAGUAGCUUUACUGCUAAAGGUUUGAAUUUAUUUAGUUUUGAUACAAACAUUUUAUAUAGCAGUGUGAAUAAUAAAUACUUGUGUUCUCAGCCAUUAAUAAAAAGUAAUUAUGUUUGUCGA
Molecule: messenger RNA, 7024 nt
Organism: Limulus polyphemus (Atlantic horseshoe crab)
Lineage: Eukaryota; Metazoa; Arthropoda; Merostomata; Xiphosura; Limulidae
Product: laminin subunit beta-1-like
Exons: 32
Coding region: 62-5443 (1793 amino acids)
Biological process (GO): basement membrane assembly; cell migration; substrate adhesion-dependent cell spreading
Cellular component (GO): laminin trimer
Source: RefSeq, a predicted model, not a curated record